This is a messenger RNA of Zasmidium cellare ATCC 36951, 1377 nucleotides long. RefSeq lists its product as uncharacterized. The transcript has 2 exons. NCBI's taxonomy places the organism in Eukaryota, Fungi, Ascomycota, Dothideomycetes, Mycosphaerellales, Mycosphaerellaceae. Bases 1 to 1377 code for a protein of 458 amino acids. The record is from RefSeq and is a predicted model, not a curated record.
AUGAUCAACAACCGCAAUCUCUUGGCCGGUGCAGCCUUGAUCGGCUCAGCACUUGCCUCUCCUGCUCCUCAGCAGCUCGACUUCGCCCAGAUCGCAGCAGCACCAGUCGUCGCCAGCGGUCCAUCAGCAGUCGACUCUGACGGUGUUCAGACCGCCACCCUGUACACCAGCGUUGCCAUCAGCGGAGUUGCCACCGCAAGUGCUACAGCCACCUCAGCUGCAGGCAACGCACGCCGUGAUGCCACGACCUCUGGAUAUACUCCUUACUAUCCAGCCCUAGCAACUGGCUACACCACUGAUCCAGCCCUGACCGCGACCACUUCUGCUGGUCAGGCUUGUCCUACCACUCCUGAGGCUGGCACCUACUGCGGCUUCAUCAACCCAUUAGACCCCUGUGCUCCUCAACCAGAUGGAUAUGGACCCGUCCCAACGCCAGACACUGCCUCCGCUUUCCUGGCUUACCCACCAUUCCACUCGUCCGCUCAGGCUGCGCCGACAAACGUUCCGUCUGUGAACAACACCCAAUACAGCCAAGUCUUCAAAGAUCUCAACGCAUCCGUCAGUGCUCAGUCUUAUCUCGGCCUGUACAGCCUUCAGAGCUACGACGUCGCCGGAUGCGCUGCCAAGUGCGACUCGACCGAUCUCUGCACGGCCUUCAACAUCUUCAUCGAGCGUGAUCCAUCGUUGAACCCUUCCGCCAACGACUCCACCGCACCCACAGUUUGGGGAUACUGGUGUCCGAACCCGCCCUCCAUGACGGUCUACAAGUGCACACUCUGGGGCAGCAACAUCGAUGCUUCGAUGGCAACCAACACUGGCGAAAAGCGACACGACUUUGACGUUGUCAUCACGGGCUCCGAUGGCUACGACAAGACGAACAUCACCACCCCACCAGAGUGCUCGCCACCAGUCGUCUCCAGCACGUCCUCGGUCCCAGUCCCAACCACGACCAGCACAACAUCCAAGUCGACCGUCCCCGCAUCAACGACAACGACUACUUCAACCGCCAAACCCACCUCAUCAUCCACCCCCGCCUGGCCAAACCACCCCUGGGGCCCACCCAAGAACUGCCACGGCAAAGGCAUCAACAACGGCAAAAACUGGAUGGGCUCGCGCUUCUUCCCGGGACCCUUCAACCCGCAAGUCUGCAGCGACUACGCACUCCUCCAGAACCUCGCCAACGCCAAAGCCAAGAACGGCCAGAAGUGCCAGAUGUUCAACGCCUACUAUCUGCACAAGAACCAGAAGCCGCUGGGCACGUACUGCAAUUUGUACAAUGCCUACCUCGAUAGCUCGUGGGCGACGUUCUCCGGCGCGAAGUCGGGGAGGGAUCAGUAUGACUGCAAGCAAUCUUGGACUUACACUUUGCAAGAGUAG